UUACGAAAAUGAGGAUUAGUCUGGUAAUCGCUGUUAUUUUUGCUGCAGCAUGUGUUUGCACAGCACUAGAAACAGAGAGACGUCAAGCUGCCAAAUGUGGAAACGGAGAGACAUGUGAUUGUGGUGAUGGCAAUCCCCCAGGACAUUGUGACCACAAUGGAGUGUGUCAUUGUCAUCACAGACGACAAACAACAUGCUCAGAUGGUGGUUCUUGCACUUGUGCUAAUGGAACACCAGGACACUGUGACCAUGCUGGAACAUGUCAUUGUCAUCACAAACGACAAGAUACAUGUACAGAUGGCGGAACUUGCACUUGUGCAAAUGGAACACCGGGACACUGUGACCAUAAUGGAGUAUGUCAUUGCCAUCACAAACGACAAGAUACAUGUACAGAUGGUGGAACUUGCACUUGUGCAAAUGGAACACCAGGACACUGCGACCAUAACGGAGUAUGUCAUUGCCACCACAAACGACAAACAACAUGCUCGGAUGGUGGAUCAUGCACUUGUGCAAAUGGAACACCGGGACACUGUGACCAUGCUGGAACAUGUCAUUGUCAUCACAAACGACAAACAACAUGCUCAGAUGGUGGAUCUUGCACUUGUGCUAAUGGAACACCAGGACACUGUGACCAUGCUGGAACAUGUCAUUGCCAUCACAAACGACAGACAACAUGCUCAGAUGGUGGAUCUUGCACUUGUGCAAAUGGAACACCAGGACACUGCGACCAUGCCGGAACAUGUCAUUGCCAUCACAAACGACAAGAUACAUGCUCAGAUGGUGGAUCUUGCACGUGUGCAAAUGGAACACCAGGACACUGUGAUCAUGCCGGAACAUGUCAUUGCCAUCACAAACGACAAACAACAUGCUCAGAUGGUGGAUCAUGCACUUGUGCUAAUGGAACACCGGGACACUGUGACCAUGCCGGAACAUGUCAUUGUCAUCACAAACGGCAAGAUGCAUGUACUGAUGGUGGAACUUGCAAUUGUACAAAUGGAAUACCGGGACACUGCGACCAUAAUGGAGUAUGUCAUUGCCAUCACAAACGACAAGAUACAUGUUCUGAUGGUGGGUCUUGCACGUGUGCAAAUGGAACACCGGGACACUGUGACCAUGCCGGAACAUGUCAUUGCCAUCACAAACGACAAGAUACAUGUUCUGAUGGUGGGGCUUGCACGUGUGCAAAUGGAACACCGGGACACUGUGACCAUGCCGGAACAUGUCAUUGUCAUCACAAACGACAAGAUACAUGUUCUGAUGGUGGGGCUUGCACGUGUGCAAAUGGAACACCGGGACACUGUGACCAUGCCGGAACAUGUCAUUGUCAUCACAAACGACAAGAUACAUGUUCUGAUGGUGGGGCUUGCACUUGUGCAAAUGGAACACCGGGACACUGUGACCAUGCCGGAACAUGUCAUUGUCAUCACAAACGACAAGACACAUGUUCGGAUGGUGGGUCUUGCACGUGUGCAAAUGGAACACCGGGACACUGUGACCAUGCCGGAACAUGUCAUUGUCAUCACAAAUGAAGGAUGUCACCAUGGAAAACUUUUUGAACAAUUCCACUAUAUUCAAACAUAUAAAAAUGUAAAAUACA
This is a messenger RNA of Mytilus trossulus (common blue mussel), 1597 nucleotides long. RefSeq names its product neurogenic locus notch homolog protein 1-like. The record is from RefSeq and is a predicted model, not a curated record. Bases 9 to 1529 code for a protein of 506 amino acids. The transcript has 18 exons. Lineage: Eukaryota; Metazoa; Mollusca; Bivalvia; Mytilida; Mytilidae.